Messenger RNA from Trichophyton verrucosum HKI 0517, 1368 nucleotides. RefSeq lists its product as uncharacterized. The transcript has a single exon. NCBI's taxonomy places the organism in Eukaryota, Fungi, Ascomycota, Eurotiomycetes, Onygenales, Arthrodermataceae. The record is from RefSeq and is a predicted model, not a curated record. Bases 1 to 1368 code for a protein of 455 amino acids.
AUGCAGUUUGACCAUGUCGCGGAGGACCGGCUGGACAUUGUCUUUGCACAAUGGGUGAAGCAGCUACUGUCGAAAUCCCCCGAACAUCUUGCUAUGAAGCUAGCCGCAUCACAUCUUGGCCGUAGGGCCAAGCAAGCGUGCCAAUGGAAGACUGGCGCUUUUAACGUGUGCUAUCGCGUCCAGUUUCAUGAUGACACGCCUGAAGUUAUUGUUCGGUUUAGCUCCCUUGGACGGUCAAUUUUCCGUGCAGAAAAGGUUGCCAACGAAGUUGCUGUCCUACGGUAUCUCCGAAAACACACCUCAAUACCUGUCCCCGAAGUAUAUGGGUCUGGGAAGACCUGGACAGGACCGUAUAUCGUUUUAACUUAUGUCCAUGGUACCCCUCUCGCCAGCAUUCUCAAGGAUCCCAAGGCUGAAGGACGGCCUAUCUUGAACUCAAAUAUCAGUCAGCGUGGUUUACGGAGGGCUUACCAGGAGAUGGCCCAGCUUCUCCUCGAACUAUCUAAGCCUGAGUUCGCCAGGAUAGGUGCCUUGGUAGAAAGGUCGGACGGCGAAUUUACGGUAUCCAGGAGACCAUUUACAUUUAAUAUGAACGAGCUCUCAACUUCUGCAAACGCUCCGCCUUACGUAUUGCCAGGCCCGAAUGCCGUAUUUGACUCAGCGGCUGAUUAUUUCAAGUCCCUAGCUACACAGCAUAUGUUGCACUUCCUUACCCAGCGAAACGACGCGAUUACUAACGAAGCUGACUGUCGCAAAAAAUUCGUUGCUCGUUGUCUCUUUAGCAAAGUUGUUGAAGCCAUCCAGUUUCAUGAAGGCCCUUUCAGGCUCUAUUGCGAUGAUUUCCGGCCCUCAAAUGUACUUGUGGAUAUUGAAAAUAUCCGAAUUGCAGCAGCAAUAGACUGGGAGUUUACAUAUGUUGCACCCGCCGAGUUUAGCUACGUAGCUCCGUGGUGGCUCCUUCUACAGUCUCCUGAAGACUGGGAAUCAGAUCUCACUGAGUUCUUGACUCGCUAUACGCCUCGCUUUCAUCUUUUCUUGGAUGCCCUACGAGCAGCCGAGUGUGACAUGAUAUCCAAUAAUAGCCUGCAAGAAUCUCAAAGGCUAUCGCCGCAUAUGGAGAAGUCUUUGGAUAAUAAGUUGUUCUGGGUGUGUCUAGCAGCACGGUAUAGCUCUAUGUUUGAUGAGAUAUACUGGACCUUCAUUGAUGAAGCUUACUACGGGAAAUUCACCUCUCUAGAAGAUAGACUGCAACAUUUAAGCCAGGAAGAGCACACCAAGCUAGACGCAAUAUACCACGUGAAAGUCAAACAGGCUGAGGAUGGCGAGAUUGACCCCCAUUACUCCCUUGAUGAUACUAUGGAGCUAUAG